Molecule: messenger RNA, 549 nt
Organism: Miscanthus lutarioriparius
Lineage: Eukaryota; Viridiplantae; Streptophyta; Magnoliopsida; Poales; Poaceae
Source: the annotation of a GenBank genome assembly
AUGGCCGGGGCGGAGCAGCGCGAGGGUGGGAUGCGGAGGCCAGCGGGGUUGGGCAUAAAUCGCCGGCGUCACUCAGCAGCAGAAGUUAGGGUGUCAGAAAACACAGCUCACAGAAUAGACGCCACAGCAGAAAACAUUUUCCCAGCAAUGAAAGAUCAUGUCUUGAAAGCAUCUGAUGCAAUCAACAGAGGAGAAGUGAUUGCGGUGCCUACUGAUACCAUAUACAGCUCUGCCGGAGCAGUUAAUCGUAUUUAUGAGAUCAAAGGGCGCAUACAAACACGGCCUCUGACAAUUUGUGUUGCUGAUGUCUCAGACAUAUCACGCGCCAACUUAAGCGGACAGCCUAGUAGUGUCAGUGUCAAAGAUUUCGAGGGUUUAUGGCCACAUUGUUCAUAUGUCUUUGAUGGUGGAGUACUUCCUUCUGGGCGUGCUGGUUCAACAAUUGUUGAUCUAAUAACACCAGGAGUUUACAAGAUAUUGAGAGAUGGAAGCUCAAGGAAGGAAACAGCGGCAGUGCUUGGCAAGUUCGGCUUUGUUGAAGCUUUGUGA